CGACGCGCCGCUAGUACACGCUGGUCGCUUGUAUCUCUCGGUGUGCAACUCAGCGCUCAACAAACAUGCCCCAGGCCGAAACCCAGAGUUUGUUCACUACAUACUUCAUCCUACUUGUCCUGCUCAUCGCGCUAUGGAUGUUAUACGCAGGCCUAUUUUAGGCCGUGACGUUGCCGGUUAGUGUACCAGCAGAAGCGAAUUUAGCAGAAUGAUUUAGAGCGUCGGUGAUGCCACAAUGGAGACUGGUGGCGGCAAGUGCGCGGCGUGCGGCGUGCAGCACGGCGGCCGCGAGCCGCACGUGUACGAGUACGCGGCCGCCGUCGACGACGACCUCACGUGCCACAUCUGCCUGCAGCCGCUGGUGGCGCCCGUCGACAUGGCGUGCGGACACACCUUCUGCGAGCCGUGCCUGCGCGGCUACCUGCGCACGCACCGCGCCUGCCCCGUCGACCGCCAGCCCGUGCCGCCCAACCAGCCGCUCUGCUCGCCGUCCAGCUUCGUUCUACGCAAAUUGUUAGAAAAGUUAUCCGUCAAGUGUCCCAACACAGAUGUUUGUGAUAAAGUGCUCUCAAGAGGCGACCUCCAGGAUCAUCUUAAAAAAAGGUGCCCGGCGACUGUGAAUCUGGAGAAAGCCCAGACUCAGCACCAUGUUAACAAAAGUUCCUCUUGCUCAUCCCGGCCACGCACAAAAUCCGUCCAACACGAUGUCCAUCAAAAAGGUAUCACACGACUGCCUGUGCUAGAAGGAGAAAUCAGCCAUAUAGAGAUACCACGAUUGUCCACAAACCUAGGAAUCACCAUCGUUGGUGGAGCUGAUACUGCCUUGCACUGCAUUGUGGUGCAAGAAGUAUUUGAAGAUGGUUUAAUAUCCCAGGAUGGUCGUUUGCGCCCUGGUGAUCAACUCAUCGAAAUUAAUGGAACAGACAUGACAAAUGCCACACACCACCAGGCAUGCCAGGCUCUAAGGAAAUUAUGUCCUGUUCUACGCCUCGGCGUCUACCGUGAAAGAAUUGAAAGUUAUGCCGCCCGCUCUUCAUCUCAUUAUGUAGAAGAGGUUCACACUGUAACACUUGAACAUCAGCCAAAUCAGCAGCUUGGUGUUCGCCUGAGUGGUUGGUGGAUGGAACCAGGUAUUUUUAUAAUGGAAAUCAUGCAGGGCAGUCCUGCUGCGCAAAGUGGACACCUAGAACCUUAUGAUCGCAUUCUGUCUGUCAAUGGCAAAGACUUGGCCAGCUGUUGGCUUGAUCAGGCUUCAAAGCUAAUUCAGAGCAAUGAAUGUGUAACACUUGUGAUUGCACGAAAGAAGCUGAAAAGACCACCACCAGAACAGGAGAAAGCCGAUCGGCUCCCACCUUUAUACCAUGGUCGGACAAAAUCAGCACCAGAGACCUUAGGUAGCCCGGAUAAAAUGUUGUCACAGUGUUUUGCUGUAUCACGUUCAUCUGAUGUUGUGCCAGCAACAUACGCUGGACGUGAACGACUACACAGCCAGUCUUGUGACGCUCUCCACAUGGAGUCAAUGGAAACUGUUGCACAGCCACAGACUUCGGAUAAUACACCAAAUAAUGUCCGGGAAGUGGCAGAUGAUUCAUCCAUCCAAAGGAGCUCAUAUGCUUCUAAUUUUUCAAUGCAGCAGAAGUGUGUGACUAUUCAUAAGGAUCCAAAAGAAAAUCUUGGAAUGCGCAUAGGUGGUGGAAUUGGAAGUAAUGAAGGAGACAUUCCAAUUUACAUUGCAAAUAUUCACCCUCAAGGCUGUGUUGGAAGAACAAUGCGGAUAUUGAAAGGAGAUAUUUUAUUGAAUGUAAAUGGAACAAGCCUCCUUGGUCUUACUCACACACAGGCAGUAGCUAUCUUGAAAGCAACAGUGGAAAAGAGAGAAGUAACUCUUGAAGUUCUUGAAGGUCCUGAAACAUCAGCAGGUUCACUCAACUUUAUACCAUCCUGGGUUUACUGGCAAAAAUUACCAAGGUGCCUUCAGUUUCCAAAAACUGUAGUCUUACACAGGAUCCCAGGCUCUAGCCUAGGAUUCAGCAUUGUUGGUGGCGAAGAUCCUGUGCGAGGUCCGGAAGCUAUACACAUUCUUUUUGUUGUACAAAACUCACCAGCAGCUAAGGAUGGAAAAUUAAGGUGUGGAGAUCGUCUUUUGGCAGUGGAUGGACACAGUCUGGAGAAUGUAAAACAUUCAGCGGCAGUGAAAAUGUUAAAACAAACAGGCAGUAAGGUGACUCUCGAGGUUGUCUCUUGGCUAGGAACAGAGUUAUAAGUGAAGUGAAUAUGUUUCCAAAAAUAAAAUUAUUGCAUUGUACUUGUACUGAGGACUGCUGUGGUUGGUGUUUUAGCCCCAAAGAGUUGAUUAUUUCUAAUGUUUGUGAUCUGAGUUUCUGAAAAAAAAGUGUGUUGUACACAUUUCCAAAAGUCUUCUGACAGUUAUAUCUGUGUGUAUGUGUACAUAUGUCCAUCUACUAUUUUAUAAAAUGGUUAUUUCAUAAAUUCGUGAGAAAUUGAAGUAAGACAUGAAAAAUUUUACUAUAGAUGCUAUUUUGUAUACCAGAAAUGACAAAUUUAUGGCACUCAUCUCAGAUAUCAAUAUGAUAUUAAAAAUUUCUAUGUGCUUAAGAUUGGUACACACCUCCAACAGUUAGAUUUGUACUAUUCUGGAUGAACAGUGCUGUGUCAGAUAUUAUGUGGUAGCAUGUUGAAUUUUUAAAUCAGUCGUGGAGAAAAAAAUGUUGUUGCCCUACAUUGAGGUGCUUCACAUAUAUUUUAAGAUCGUCUGAUGUCAGAUUCAUGUUUUGGGGAGCACAGACUAUGAAACUGGAUUGAAAUUUCUUAUAUAAUAAUACGCUUGUGCUAAUAAAUUUGAAAACUUAUGCGCUAGACAAAAGUACUGGGUGUAUGUGUAUCACAUACUUUUUCAUGUAACAGGUGAAAAAAUAUUAAGUUGAAUAUCCCAUAUACUCUGUUAUUUCAUGAUUUUCUGUAUAAGAAAUUGGACCACCUUUGCAUCCAUGUUCGUUAUUUUCCACAUUCUUGUGAUGUAUGCAGUUAGCUGUUACACCUAUAAUAAUGCAGCUACUUGAUUACUACUAUUAUCAAAUAAGAAAUAAUCUUAUCAAUGUUACAUCUUCGAUAUUGUCAGUGGGACAUCACAAGAUUUUGGACAAUCAGACAAUGGAAACUCUAGGUAGGAAUAUCAAUACUGUAGGAAAAGACAGAUUGCUACUCACCAUAAAGAGGACACAUCAAGUUGCAGACAGGCACAAUUAAGACACUUACACAAAGUUUUUGGCCAUGACCUUCAGCAGUGAAAGGGAGACACACACACAAGCAAGCACACCUUACACUCACGACUGCCCUCCAGCAUCUGCUGGAGUUGCUGGUUGUGUGUGCGUGAAUAGUGUGUGUCUCUCUUUCACUGAUGAAGGCUGUGGCCUAAAGCUUUAUGUAAAUGUCUUUUAAUUGUGCCUGUUUGCAACUUGAAGUGUCUUCUUUACAGUAAGUAGCACCCUGUCUUCCAAGAUUUUGGACGGUCAUACUGGAAGACUGUUUUGUUCCACUGAAAUUUCUGCACAGUAGUUUUCUUUAAAUAAAUGUAACUAGUAGCUUUGUUUUAUAAUUUGACUUUUCCCUGUUUUGUUGCUGAUGAAUAACACUGACUAUAUAUAUAUUAAAUUAUAUAAUUUUAUUUUGGAAGAAAUGACAGCAUGUAUUUUACAGUUUUGAGUAUUGUGCUAUCUUCUUUAGAUAAAUUAAUGUCCUUUGAUAGAUGCCCAUCUCAGGACAUUUCCAGCAGCUUGACAACUAAAUUAAACUUCACAUUAAAAUGGAGCCUAACUAUGUGAGGUCACAUUACUGACUUUCUUUUAACAGAGCAUCUCUCAUUGUAGACCACUGUACAGAUUGAUAGAUAAAAUUUUAAAGGAACUUAUGUCAAAACAAUAUUACCUUCUGUAAAUUAGGAAUUUGUUUAUAAGUGGUGUCUUAUCUCUCUCUCUCUCUCUCUCUCUCUCUCUCUCUCUCUCUCUCUCUCUCUCUCUCUCUCCCUUCCCUCCCCCACCCUCUGCCUCAAUUGUCUCUGGAGGGAGAGCUAGUAGUACCGCAAAAAUUUACUUGUUUUGACAUAAGUUUUAGUGCUGUAUAGUGAUUUAUACUUAUAAAGAUUGUUGAAUUGUACACUUUUUGUAAUAUCUACAGCUCAUCUAUUCUUGACUGUUACUAUGUUUUGAUUACUGAUAGCCACAGACAAUUUUCUGACAGUAUUUUGAUUGUUCAUUUAUACCUUUGCUUAGAUGGCAGAUAGAGGAAAGCAUAGCUCCUUUGCCUCCUGAGGUUACAGAAUAGAAUCUACAAGAAGAAAUUUUUGCUAUACUUCUUGUGCCUAACAAAAAUUUAAGUGUUGGUGGUAAAGUAUGAACUGUAAAAGACUUAGUCAUAUAUUUUCUUACUUUCUGUAUGGGUGCAGUUUAAUGUACAUUUGUGUUCACUUGACGGAUACAUUAUCAAAUUGAUAAGAGAUGUAAGUGAUUUUUAUAUCACUUUUACACCAAUCUCCAUUGUGGCAAACAAGUGUUAAAAUAUAAGUUAUGAGUAACACCAUAUUUUAAGGCCACUUGUUUAUUGGAAUAUAGAUCUAAUAAAACACUGGAGGAAAUAUAAA
This is a messenger RNA of Schistocerca gregaria, 4657 nucleotides long. RefSeq names its product ligand of Numb protein X 2-like. NCBI's taxonomy places the organism in Eukaryota, Metazoa, Arthropoda, Insecta, Orthoptera, Acrididae. The record is from RefSeq and is a predicted model, not a curated record. The coding region runs from base 236 to 2263 and encodes 675 amino acids. Gene Ontology annotation, molecular function: protein binding; metal ion binding. The transcript has 14 exons.